Pedinophyceae sp. YPF-701 is the source of this 2043-nucleotide messenger RNA. Lineage: Eukaryota; Viridiplantae; Chlorophyta; Pedinophyceae. The record is from the annotation of a GenBank genome assembly.
AUGGAAAAGACCUUAGUGACAUCGACGGUGCCCGCGCUGCUCCGGCUAGCGCCCGGCAUCGCCCAGCUGGCCGGAAGCGCGGGCAUCUUCACGGCGGCCCGGCUCCGCCAGCACCCUCACUCGGAAAGCGACUCCGAGCACGACGACGUGGUCCGCCUGACCGUCAACGGGCGCGCCGUGUCGGUCCCGCGCGGAUCGACGAUUCUCAAAGCCGCGCAGACGCUCGGUAUCACGGUCCCGACGCUGUGCUACCACGAGCGCACUGGAGCCCAGCCUGGGAGUUGCCGCGUGUGCCAGGUCGAGGUGGGCGGCCGGCAGCUGCCCGCGUGCUGCACAGUGGCGACGGAGGGGGCGGCGGUGGUGACCGACUCGGCGGCGGUGCGCGCGAGCACGCGGUUCGUCCUGGGCGCGCUGGAGCGCGACCACCCGCACGACUGCAUGACGUGCUCCGCGAACGGCGAGUGCCACUUCCAGGACCUCCUCAACCGCUACGGCGUCGGCAGCGCGGGUCGCGGCGGGGCGCGCCCCGGGCCGUGCAGCUACGCGCUCGCGCAGCCGGCGCGCGACGAGCCCGCGCUGCUGCCGUGCACCGACGACGCGUGGGGCCACAAGCGCACCGCGAGCAACGCGAUCGAGAUCGAUUUCGAGAAGUGCGUGCACUGCGGGCGCUGCGCGCACGUGUGCGGCGAGGUGCAGCACAUGGGCAUCCUGGGGUUCGUGGGGCGCGGGCGCGACUCGCGCAUGGGCAUCGAGGCGGACCUCGAGCUCCCGGAGACGCCCUGCAUUGACUGCGGGCAGUGCAGCUCGGUGUGUCCGACUGGCGCGAUCCAUGAGCGGGAGUCCUGGCGCGACGUGCUCGACGAGAUCGACGCCGGGCGGAAGGUCAUGGUGGCGCAGGUGGCGCCGUCGGUGCGGUUUGCGAUCGGCGAGGAGACCGGGAUGGGCCCCGGCGUGGCCUCGGGGCAGAUGGUGGCGGCGCUGAAGCAGCUGGGGUUCGCGCACGUGUUCGACACGAACUUCACGGCCGACCUGACGAUCCUGGAGGAGGCCACGGAGCUCGUCGCGCGGCUGGCGGCCAACCUAGGGCUCCCGGAGAUCAACGGCAUCCCCGCCGCGCCGCUGCAGGGCGGCGCGCCGCCGAGGCUGCCGAUGUUCACGUCGUGCUGCCCCGCGUGGAUCAACUACGUCGAGAAGGACGCCCCGGAGUGGAUCGACAGCCUCUCCUCGUGCCGCUCCCCCAUGAUGAUGAUGGCGCCCCUCAUCAAGGGUUACUGGGCCGCGACGGCCGGCGUCGACCCGCGCGACAUCGUCAGCGUCGCCAUCAUGCCGUGCACCGCGAAGAAGCACGAGCGCACGCGCGAGCAGUUCCAGGGCACCGUCGCGGAGGACGUCGCGGACGUGGACUACGUGCUCACCACGCGCGAGCUCGGCAAGAUGAUGCGCACGCGCCGCGUGCACAUGGCGACGCUGCCCCCGCAGGACUUCGACAACCCGAUGGGCGUGAGCUCCGGCGCCGCGGACGUCUUCGCCGCCUCCGGCGGCGUCAUGGAGGCCGCGCUGCGCACCGCCUAUCACCUCCUCACGCGCGACGAGCUGGCCGAUUUGGACAUCCUGCCGGUGCGUGGGUUCGCGGGCGUCAAGGAGGCCGUCAUCCCGAUCCCGGUGCCGGCGCUCGGCACGACGAUCGAGGCGCGCGUCGCGGUCGUGAACGGCAUCGGCAACGUCGGGCCGCUCCUCGAGGCGAUCCGCAACGGCGACAAGACGUAUCACUUUGUUGAAGUGAUGUCGUGUCCGGCAGGGUGCAUCGCCGGGGGCGGGCAGCCCAAGGCGCAGACAAUGGAGAACGUGUACGCGCGCGCGCGGAGCGUGUACGCGACGGACGCGUCGAAGGAGCUGCGCGUGAGCCACAAGAACCCUUACGUCAUUGACCUGUACGGCACGUGGCUUGGCGGGGGGCUGACGGGGCCGGACCGCGGGCACAAGGCGCACCACAUGCUGCACACGCACUACACGGACCGGAGCGGGACGAAGCGCGUGGCGUAG